Naegleria fowleri is the source of this 2199-nucleotide messenger RNA. RefSeq lists its product as uncharacterized. The transcript has 2 exons. The record is from RefSeq and is a predicted model, not a curated record. NCBI's taxonomy places the organism in Eukaryota, Heterolobosea, Eutetramitea, Acrasida, Naegleriidae. Bases 1 to 2199 code for a protein of 732 amino acids. Gene Ontology annotation, molecular function: heme binding; iron ion binding; monooxygenase activity.
AUGUGGUCUCUUCUCUCCAUCAUUGCCUAUAUCUGUUUCUUACCCAUUCUUUGCCUCUUUCUGAUCAAAUUCUAUGAAGGUGUUUGUGUCGCCACUGUUCGAGAUACCAAAACAAGAAAAGCCAUUCGACACUCGCUCACCAUUUGGCAAUCUCUCAAAUUACUCCUCUUCAAUCAUGAUCAACCCUUACCAGAGAAAUUGUUUCAAAUUGCCAAAACCUUCCAUUUUGAACCUUUCAUCUUUUACAUGAAAGGUUUCAUUCCCACUGUCGUCUUCUCGGAUAAUCAUGCAGCAAAAACCAUUCUCAUUGAGAAAUGGAAAAGUUUUGAGAAGAAUACUCAACUCUUGAAUCCCAUGCAGAAAUCUUUCAUUGGAAAUGCACUCGUGUUCAUGAAUGGUGAGGAAUGGCAUGCAAAUCGUUCCGUAUUGAAUCCUUCCUUCCAACAUGUAGAAAAGUAUUGGGCCGAUAUGUGUGAAUGUAUUGUGAAAUGUGUCUCCAAUAUUGAAAUGUAUGGGACUCAACUCUCUUAUGAACCUCAAGCUGAAAAAAGUUACAAGAUUAAGAUUAAGGACAUGCUCACACGUCUCGCUCUGGAUGUGAUUGGACUGAGUGCUCUCGAUUGUGAAUUCAAAUACUUGGAACCAGUCGACAUGAAUCGAGUGGAAAAGUAUGAAAAAAGUCUUGAAGGCCUUUCGUUAUCUGUUCAAACAUAUAAUGCCAAAUUGGCAGAAGCGAUGAAUACCUUAAAUUCCUUCAUCUAUUCCCUCAUUGAGGAGAAGAGAGAAAAGUUUAUUCCAUCGUCCAAGACAGAUCAGCAACUUGGAACCAGCAAUGUUGCUGCUACAACCACCUCUACGACCAUCACUCUCACAUCUGAGGAAAUUAUCGGAACUCCUCAUCGAGAGAAGAGUGCCAUUGAAACACUUCUCCUCAAAUACUAUGAAUUUGAGAGGACCUCCUCUGAAACUCCUUCCAAGCAACAAGUCAUGAAUCAAAUUUCAUUUCGAAACUUGAGAGAUGAUGUCUUGCUCUUGUACAUUGCAGGACAUGCCACCACUGCAGAGGCUUUGAGUUUUCUCUUGUUCCAUUUGGCUCAAUAUCCUCAUGUACAGGAACGAUUGGUCGAUGAAUUGAAAAAGAGUUUUCUGGGAGAGAAAUUCUCAAAGAAUUCUCAUCUCGCUCAUGAGUCAUGUCAUGUCUUGAUACGAUCUGUGGAUGAUAUUCAUCGCAUGAAUGAGGAAUUGUCUUACUUGGAUGCCGUGGUGAAUGAAAGUUUGAGAGUGGUUUCUCCUUUAGGAAUGUUGAAUCGUUUGAGUUGUGAGAAUCAAGUGGUGGAAGGUUUGAAGAUCCCAAAAGACUACUCAGUUUCACUCUUGAUCAAAGCCAUUCAUUGCAAUCCACAAAUCUGGGGAGAGGAUUGUGAAAAGUUUGAUCCAGAGCGAUGGAUUCGAAUGAAACAACAGCAACACGUCUCGAGUCACGUAUUCUCGACUGUGAAAGGUGCUGCUGGCACUUCACCUUCCACAUCUCCAGUGAAUGUUGAAUUACCUCAAACUUCUGAAAUAUUCAAUAUGGGAGAAGAUAUUCCUCAUCUUCCAAAAUCUUCAAAGGAAGCUGUCACCACAAGUGUUCCUUCCCAAAAAGAAGAUGAUGAGAAGAUCAAGAUGAAGAGAGAAUCUGCCUCUUCAGAAGCUUCCACCAGUGAACAAUUGUUGAAAACUUCAUCUCCUCAUUCCAUGAUUUGUUCCUUUCUUCCAUUUGGUGCUGGAGCGAGAGUGUGUUUGGGACAGAAAUUCUCUCUCCAAGAACAAAAACUCUUCCUGAUUCACUUAUUGAGCAAGUACAAAGUGUCGUUUGUUUCUGAGAGUAUUAUGAAGAAGAAGAAGGAAGUUUCAUUUGAGGCACAAGCAUCUGCCAGUCAGAGCACGACUCCAGCUCAACCCAUGACCAAGAUGAACCUAUUGGGAACUGCUCCAAUCUUUAGUUUGAGCGACGAUACGAAACUGCUCUUCACAGAGAGACAUAUUGAGAUGUAUUUGGAAUAUCACUUGUAUGAGGAAGACUUUGAUAAGAAACAUAUUACGGAGGGAAUGAGUGUCGGUGACACUGGAGUUGGGUUGAAUGCCGAUGAAGAAAUUCCAAGCACGAGUCGAGAGCAUCAUCCUUUGGAUAUCAUUCAUCAGGUCGAUACUUAUUAA